UGAAAAAUUUAUAUUACCUAAUAAUAAAAUAAUCCAGUGGAAAAACAAAACGAAACAUCAUACUAAAUCAUUCAUUCUUCAUUUGUACAUUCAUUCAUUUGAUUGACGUUUCUUUUCCAUUCAAAUCAUUCGUUCAAACAUGACGUUUUCCGAUUAGGCUAGCCAGUUUUUUGUUUCCAUUUGUGAAUAAUACUAAAAUCACUCGUUGUUUAUGUAUAAUGUAAUGUAGUGAUUAGUGUUCCUAGUGUCGAAUAAAACAACUAUAAUCCAUUACGCGGACCGUGCGGCAGGUUUGAAUUUCCAAGAUGACGGAAACUCGACGACAGCAACUACAUCUUGGUAAAUGCAUCGAAGAUUUGGAUAAACUGCAUAAUAUUCCAGAUUUGAAGUCUAAGAGAGCUACUGCGUUAUGCAAAACAGCGCAAAAACUUUUCGAGAGCGCAGCGGAGGCCCGUGAAAAGGGCGACGAGGAGUACUCCUACGUGUGCUACAUGAAGUACUUGCGGGUCGUGGCGUGCAUUAGCAAGGACAAGGACUAUUUGAAGGACAAGAACUAUUUCAAUCAGAUGUUAGGGACCAAGAACCCUAAUAAGGCUAUUGAUGCAGCUGAAGAGCUAAAGAAUAGUCUUAUUGAUAGGUAUAACCAGGAACAGAAGAAGAAACGACUGAAUGACAUCCAGGAGAAUGAGGUCAUCAAGCAGAAGAUAGAUGAGAACCGGAAGAAAGCGCUGGAGGCUGCGCCCGCGCCUGAGCCAUCUCAGCUUUUGGGGCUGCCAGGGCUAGAUGAGGUGACCAUCAAAAGCGAGCAGCUAUACAACAUCCUGAAGAGCGGCAAGAUGAAGGUGAUGAUACUGGACGCCCGGCCCGGCAAGGACUACAUUGAGUCCCACAUCAACUGCCCCUCCUGCAUCAGUGUGCCCGAAGAAAGCAUUUCACCAGGACGUUCAGCACACAUUCUAGAGCAGAACCUACCCGCGCCUUCCAAGCCCAUCUGGGCAACCCGGGCUUCCAUGGAGCUCAUCGUGAUGCUGGACUGGUCUAGUACUGCUGUUAUCCCAGGAAACACGCUCCAUCUCUUGAAGACCAUCCUAUUGAAGUGGGACGUAAAAGUGCAAUAUCCACGUCCACCGCUGGCCCUGCACGGCGGCUACGAAGACUGGCUUCUACGUUACCCCGCUUUGACUACCAAUCCGCAGCCAACGCCGAGGGCCAAGGCACCUAAAGAUAUGCUAGGCGAAAUCGAUUACCCCGUAUGGGCCGACCUGGCGCCGGCGCCGCCGCGGCCGCGGACUUCGGAGCCCGCCGUCGACCGCAGCAGCAAGGCCGCCGCGUUGCAGAAGUACGAGGAGCGGGCUCGCAACAUGGCGCAGAUCAUUCAGCAACAAGAACGCUUAGCUGACACCUCGCUGACACUGGAAAUGCAAAGGAUAGAGGCGGAACAGGACUGGGAGAAGACGCACUUCCAGCGCGAGACCGAGGAGCGGGACGACGUGCGCGCGCUGUACAAGAUGCGCGAACAGGAGAUCAUUUCCCAGCUCAUGCAGCUGGAGAACAAGCAGUUUGACAUGGAACAAGAGAACCUGAGCCUCCGACAGCAGUUGGAGGAGUACCAGCGGAGAGAGCGCGCCGAGGCCGAGAAGCUGGCCGAGUCCAUAGCCAACGAUGAUGCCAAUGCUGAGAAGCAACGCGUAAUCGCCGAGCAAGCCGCCCAAGCGCGCGAGCUGGCCGCCGCGUCCGCGCGCAUCGACGCCGUGCGCGGCCAGCGCGAGGAGCUCGACCGCCAGCGCGAGGCGCUCGAGCGGGAGCGCAAGCGGAAACUGGCGCAGGCCAGGGAGAAACGGAAGCCUGUACUUGAUAAGGAUGAGGACGGUGACACGUACAUGGUGUCCCCCGACGACGGUCCCGCCGGCUUGAACCGCUCGCAAUCCUCGCCCAACAUUGCCAAGCAGGUAUCUUCAGAUGAAGAUGAAUCGCCUCCAUCCUUCGACCGCAGCGUCAAGCCCACCAAGGUCAUCCCUAGAAACCAUCAGAGAGACUUCCAACCGCAGUGGGGAGAUGUGGGCCGCGGUCUCACGGGCUUGAAGAACCUUGGCAACACUUGCUACAUGAACUCCAUCAUCCAGUGCCUGAACAACACCGCCAUCUUGUGCCAUUACUUCUGCAACGGACAGUACAUGGAACAUGUUAACAGGGCACACGGAACGCGAGGAGCGAUUGCAGAAGAAUUAGCCGCCGUCGUACGAGCGCUGUGGUCCGGCCAGUACCGGUACAUCGCGACCAUCGACUUGCGGAAUGAAGUAGGCAAGCACCAGCGAGCAUUCCGAGGCUGCGAGCAGCAAGACUCCCAUGAGUUCCUGACGAUACUCAUGGACUGGCUCCAUCUCGACCUGCAGUUCUCCAGCAAGCCACAAAUCAAGGACAGCCUCCCGCCCUCUGAAAAAGCGUGGCAGGAGUUCACCAAAUCCAAAGAGAGCUUCAUUUUACGACUGUUCUACGGACAGAUCCGGUCCACGGUGAAAUGUACGGUGUGCGGCAAGCAGAGCGUCACGUACGAGUCCUUCUCCAACCUGUCGCUGGAGCUGCCGGCCAAUGCCAACCGGUGUACGCUUAGUGACUGUCUAAAACUGUACCUAAAUGGCGAGACCAUCCCUGGUUGGAACUGUCCCGGCUGCAAGGAAAAACGAGACGCCGUCAAAAAACUAGACAUCUCCCGUCUCCCUCCCGUCUUAGUCAUCCACUUCAAACGAUUCUACGUCGACCCUAAAGAAUAUAUGGCGAAUGCCUACAGAAAGAAACAGACGUAUAUAGACUUCCCGCUCGAAGAUCUAGAUAUGAGGCAGUUUUCGCUGAAUUGUAGCCCGAAUAACCAGAUAUUUAAUUUGUACGCGGUUUCGAACCAUUACGGGUCGAUGGAGGGCGGCCAUUAUACGGCGUAUUGUAAGAGCAGUGUGUAUAGCAAAUGGUACAAAUACGACGACCACGUAGUAACAGAGAUCUCCUCUAGCGAAGUAAAGUCCAGUGCGGCCUACAUCCUCUUCUACACCUCCUGCUCUAUGCGCAUGUCGUGAUCGCGAGGCCGAAAGCGGCCCAACGAGCCCGGAGGUAGCUUUAGGCCUUAGGAUUACGGCUAAGACGGGGAACUAGGCCAAGUAAGUUUCACCUCUUGGGUAAUGCGCAUGUAGUUAUCGCAAGGCCAAAACCGGCUCAACGAGGCCGAAGGUAGCUUUAGGCCUUAGGAUCUUCUCGGGGACUAGGCCAAGUGGUAGACUAGAUAUUGGCCAAGGGCUAUUACCUAACAAGAAUUUGUAAAAAAGUCCAGCGCUGCUUUUAUAUUUUACAUAUCUUGUGCGCGUGUCCUGAUCGCGAGGCCGAAGGCAGCUUUAGGCCUUAGGAUCGUUUGAUAGGGGCUACGCCAAGUGUCUGAGAUUAUAUAUUGGCCAAUAAGUAUGGUUAAAACUUUAAAACUCUGGAAUGUUUCUACCGUGAACACUUUGUGAAAAGUCGUGACUACUUGCCAAACCUUGACAACUGGAUUUUAUGGAUCUUUACGUUAAUCCGAAUUACAUCCUAUCAGUCGCCGGAUCCCGGUGUAGGUCGAAACUUAUAGACAUUUUAUACUUUUAAUUGUUGUGAUUAUUAUUACCUAAUGAAGUUAUGAAUAGUUGAUAAUCCUAAACUUAAAUUGUUUAUUGCCUGUUGAUUUGUAAUUAAAUAAUUAUUUGGUGUGUUGAAUGAUGGGCAAUUUCAGAAAAUAGUGUACCAUUACGAUUUUUUUCGUAAAAUUAUCAACUUUUGAGUUAUUUUUACUCAGUUUCACGAGGACUAUCGAUUUAAAAAGGAAAAUAAGUUUACUUCAACUUCAACAUUUAUUCAGCAGAUAGGCCACAAGGGCACUUUUACACGUCAACAUGGAAUUUACAUACAAACAAAACGAGCACAUCAAAAAUUAUAAAAUACAAUUAAAUAUUAAUGCAAACUAAAGUAUUAUUGUUUAAAGUAAAAGUAAGUAAAGUAUUUUUAUUACUUAGAGAUGUAUAAAGUCUCUAAAUGUCGAAUUACAAAAAAAAAUAUAAUAAAUAGAACAUUAUUACACGAAUUGCCUAAGUCCCACAGUAAGCUCUAUAAGGCUUGUGUUGAGGGUACUUAGACAACGAUAUAUAUAAUAUAUAAAUAUUUAUAAAUACUUAAAUACAUAGAAAACACCCAUGACUCAGGAACAAAUAUCCAUGCUCAUCACACGAAUAAAUGCCCUUACCGGGAUUUGAACCCGGGACCAUUGGGUUCAUAGGCAGGGUCACUACCCACUAGGCCAGACCGGUCGUCAAAUAAAUAAAUAUAAUAACAUCUAAAAUGAUUUAUAGGUAAAUAUCUCUAAAUGUCAGAACUAAAUGAUUUUUAUCAAAUUAUCCUUAGAGAUGUAUAGUCUAAGAGUCAAAAUUCUUAUAUAUUCUUAUGACGAAAAAGAUGUUUAGUUUUGAGACGCAUUUUCACAUACAUUUUGUAUGAACCGUCACAAAUCUGACUGAACUAAUACAAAACUGAGAAGAAAAGUCUCUCCAAUUAAUCAUACAACCCAAAUUUUGUAUGAUAAAUUGUGGACGCUAUUUCCUUUCUUUUAUAAUCAAUAGUCCACGUGAUUCUGAGUUGAAGUAUAACUCAAAAGUUGUUCGUUUUACGAAAAAAAAAAUGUUUUUUUUUUUCUGAAAACCCCCUGAUAUUAAUAUGAUUGUUUUUUGGUCCCAAUGUCAAUUGUUGAUUUUGAAAAUCUCCAUUUUUGUUAGCUACAUGACUACACGUAUAAUUUAAAAAGCACAUUCAUGCAUUAAGAUUAACUUUAAAAUUGUAAAGUACAUGCGAGGCGCUGAAAACGUCAAAUUGUUUAAAAUGGACGCUUGUUAAGAUAUUUUUGCCUCGAAUUUAACUAAUCCUAACCCGUGGAACGCCCCUUAUACUUAUAAAAUGGUUUGAAUUACUAACCGUGUAAUAUAUAUAGUAGGUUUCAGUGGCGGAUCGUUCAAAGAACUCGAUUCCCAUCGGCUUGUCUAAUUUCAGCCCGUUGAGUUCUUUCACGAUCGGUUCAUGGAGAAAAGGAAAGCAAAAUUAGCUCCGGGUUCCCUACGAAUAUUUGUGACGCGCCGCCACUGGUAGGUUUAAAAUUCACUGGGCGUUUCGUGGGUUAAAAAUAUCUCAUAUAGUUUGGUUUCAUGGCCCUAAUAGAGGGCAGUGAGAUUUUUGAUAUGUAUAAAAUAAACUACCGAAUGUAUGAGAAGUGAAGACUGUAUAUGUGUGGAAACCGAACUAUGUUGGCUUGAAAUUGUUCGUAGGUUCACAGAUCUGUAUAAACUAUAUAUCUUGAAUAACCUUACACUUUUUGACAAGUGACCUCAUUGAUGUAAAAUAAAUGUCAAAACUAUAGUCAGAGGCGGCGUUAGGCGUGGGCGACGUGGGCCUCCGCCUGCGGCCUCGCGGUCCGAGGGGCCUCGCGCCUCAAAUCAGUAUAAUUCCCGGACACAACAUAAAAAUGUUCGUUAUUUCUUGCGCCACCAGAGGGCCUCGCUAAAUGUAUGCCCACAUAAAAUGGUGGUCUUGCCCGGCCACUGACUAUAGUUUAAUUAUAUGGACUGUGGAUUUAAGAGAAAUCUCUUAUGAUAGAACUGUUGCUAAAGUGUCCAGCUGUCAGCUAUAAAUAAUAGUCCCAAAUCUCUCCAGAGUAGCGCUAGAGUAGCUAAGAACCUAAGCGUUAUUGACGGAGUCAAGUGCGCUGUCUAUGAUUUGAUUUUUUUGUUCAAGUACUCUAGGUAUUGUAGCGCCACCUAUUCAAGGUUUUUUGAUGACACUUUUUGGUAUCUGGAGAUUUCUUUCCUUACCCCCACCUUUCAUAGUUAAUUAAUAUACAGCAUGCGCACGAGCUCCGUUCAUUCUAGAGUUGAGGAAAGGGCAAGAAGCAAAAGAAUUCCCGCAAUAAACGUAUUUCACGUUUGUCCGAUAAA
Messenger RNA from Cydia pomonella (codling moth), 5990 nucleotides. It is a transcript of the gene Usp8, whose product is annotated as ubiquitin carboxyl-terminal hydrolase 8. Gene Ontology annotation, molecular function: cysteine-type deubiquitinase activity. NCBI's taxonomy places the organism in Eukaryota, Metazoa, Arthropoda, Insecta, Lepidoptera, Tortricidae. Gene Ontology annotation, biological process: protein deubiquitination. The transcript is spliced from 19 exons. The record is from RefSeq and is a predicted model, not a curated record. Bases 306 to 3068 code for a protein of 920 amino acids.